AACGUUAAUGCUGGCUUGUCAACCUAUCCAAAUUCAGAAAUAUAUAGGAGAAAUCAUGGUAAUUUAGCUAACGUUAACCAAGCCAAUGUUGUAAUAGAAUACCUCUACGUAAAGCCUUAGGGUUAAUUUACCUUCCUGCCAUUGUAUUGCAUGCAUUAGCAUUGUACUUGCAUUGCUGUAUUUAAAGAAGACGACAAAAUAUACAGCUAACGUUAAUAUUUCAGGCCAUCAUAUGUAAUUCAACAAAUUAAGUCAACCGCUAGAAGGUGUCGCCACUGUUAGCUUGUGAAGCUAACGAUACCUAUCUAGCUGGCUAGCUAGUGAGCGUUGCUAAGAUACUGCCACAUAAUCAAGCGAAGCUAGCUAGCGAUGAAGCGCAAGCUAGAAGUAUGGCAAGGUUUCAGAGUAGCUUCAGCAUGCAAGUUAAACCUCUAGUUAUCACUCUAUAAGCAUCGGAGACUAAAUGUCGAGAUCUCACGAGUUGUCUUUGUCGUCAUGUGCAAUUUUGCAGUUUCUGAUCAAAGUUAAGAGCGGAGUCUUCAUCUAGGAGAAGCAACAAGUAGACUACAGCAUGGCCCGGAAAAACAUGCCUAAAGAUACGUCGGGUGUCGUUUUUGACACUCAUUCCAAAAUGGUGAUGUCCCAGGGAGGAACAUUUGACCGGAUGAAGGAGAAGAUCAACGCUGUGCGUGCGGUGGUCCCCAACAAGAGCAACAACGAGAUUGCCCUGGUGCUGCAGCACUUUGAGAACUGCGUGGACCGCGCCGUGCACGCUUUUGUGGAAGGAAGCGCUGUGGAGAUCCUGAAGGAAUGGAAUGUCACUGGGAAAAAAAAGCCCAAAAAAAAGAAGAAGCCCAAACCCCAGGCCAAGGAGGCGGAGCCUGAGCCUGACCCUACCCCAUCUGAAUCCACCCUCCUUCCCGAGGUGCCCGGCGCGCACAACGGUUUCCAUGCCAACGGCUCACUGGCCGCUGAGGGCGAGUCUCUGGACUCCCUAAGCGAGCAGCUGGACUCGGUGUCGCUGGAUGCCGAGCUGGAUUCCGAGCCUGCCACGCCAGACCUGCCCGACCUCACAGCACCUGAAGCAGAGCGACAUUCCGUAAGCCCUGGGCUCCAUCAACAGGGUUCCCGUAGCAACAAGUCGCGUCCCAGGCCUGGUUCCAGCUCUAGCUCCUCCCACCCAAAUGACCACACGGGUGCAUCUGGUGCCAAAAAAAUUGCUUCCAAUAUCGACCGCUCAGUGAAAGACCUGCAGAGGUGCACGGCGUCUCUGACGCGCUACCGCGUGCUGGUGAAGGACGAGAUGGACUCCUCCAUCAAGCGCAUGAAGCAGACGUUUGCCGAGCUCCAGAGCUGUCUAAUGGACAGAGAGGUGGCACUGUUGGGCGAGAUGGAUAAAGUGAAAGCUGAAGCCAUGGCUAUUCUGGAUGGCAGGCAGAAGCGAGCCGAAGAGCUCCGACGUCUGACCGAUAAGUCCGCCUCUAUGUCUGAAGACCAGCUGAGUGAACUCCGUGCGGACAUUAAGCACUUUGUUAGCGAACGCAAGUACGACGAGGAUCUGGGGAAAGCUGUGAAGUUCACCUACGAGCUGGAGCCCCUAAAGGCCAACAUCACGUCUUUUGGAGAUGUGUACCACCCUCAGACUGGCUAUUCCAGCCGCUCUCGCUGUAGCUCCUCCUCCUCCUCCCUCAUUGGCCCGGCCGCGUCGGCUCCCUCAGCGGCCUCUGCACCGGCGUCCGCCUCUGCUCCCGCCCCCCAGACCCAGGCCCCGCCCUCUGGCGGUCGCCCCAACCAGCCACACAGACAGGUUUACCAGGGUAAUAGGCGCGGAGGUCAACGGUUUAAUGGCUCCUACCACGACAGGAAUCCUGGGCGUGGUGGCUAUCGUUACCAAGGAGAUCGGUACCAGGGUGAACGCUACCAUGGCGACCGGCAUCACGGCGACGGCACUAACUCCGCCCACAGCCGGGGCGCGGCCCACUCUUCCUCUUACAGUCGUCACGACGGUCCGGCUCAUCCGACUCACAACGGCCUUCCCCAGAGGCCCCCCCGAACCCACUGCCCCUGACACACGCACACCGUGCACGGUCACAGCACAUAGCCUCCCGCCUCGCCCUCCCUCCACCCCAAGCCUGGCCAUCUUGCACACUCACCCUCACUCACACACUCACACACACAAACACACACACACACACACACCAGUGGCACACAGCGUUUAAACUAGCUCCAGUCCUCCGAGCAGCUGAGCAGUACAGCCGGCGCCCAUUAGAGAAGGACCAGGCCACUGGAAUCAUGUGUCAUGAUCGGCCAGUCGGGUCUCCGCAGUACCCCUCCCACCCCCGCCCCCACCCCCGCCCCCACCCCUCUCCCCCCCUCCACCACUCGUUGCCCUAUUUUCCCCACGCCUACAUUCCCUCGUCCAUGAAGAAUCAAACUCAAGUUUACAUGUUCUCUGCUGGGCUCCAGUGCCACCCGUACAACGCCCCCCCCCCCCCCCCCCCCCACUCGGGCCGCUCAUGAAGGAAUGUGGAUCUCCUCUCUUUGUCCUUCGCUACGAAUCUCCAUCCCUCCUAGUCUGCCCCCCCCCCCCCCAUCCCCCUUCACCCCGGGCGCUUUCCAAAUGCCUCCAUUUUUGGAGUUUUUUUCUUUUAAACUUUUACAAUGUUUUUGGUGUCGUUCACACCUACACCUUCAUUCCAGAGACUAUUAGCAAACCAUCUAGUCGAAAAAUUUGUAUUUGUGUUAGUGCACUAUGUAAGGGCAUCAACAAUAUUUAAGCUUUAAUUUGAGAAUUUGUUUGUUUGUUUUUUUUGUUUUUUUUUUAAGAAAAUCUGUUUCAUUGUGUUCUCUAUUCCUCUUGACUGAUGGUUUUUAGUUUGUUUUUUUAAGUUGGUGAUGUGGUUUUCUGAUCUGGGCUGUGUAGAGCUGAAGCCUGAGUUCUGCCGUUGUGGCUGGGAUAGGCUGACAGGCUGAGCUGCCAAACCCUCACUCUUCCUGGCUCAGAUGCUGUCUCACAGCCAAGAUCCCUCCUCCUUCUCUUCCUUCUCCUCCUCCUCUGCCACGUGGAUCCACAAGGGCCGCUCAUCUUUGUGUGUGUGUGUGUGUGUGUGUGUGUGUGUGUGUGUGUAUGUGUUUGUUUUCUCUCUCCGUCCAGCUGUCUGUGCAGAUGUGCGUGACUGCAGAAGCAAAAUAUUCUGACUUCCUACCGUGUGUGUGUAUGUGUUUGUCUGUGUGUCUGCAUGAAUGUAGAGAGGUAGAGAUCAGAUUGUGGGUUCUCAGACAUGUUCCCUUUCCCACUGGUCUUCAUUGUGGAGGUAUAGCUACACCCACACUGUGAGUUGUCCGUAUGCAUGUAGAACCGGAAGGAUGUCUGGAUGUGUGUAGCAUAUGUCACAGAGCAUGGAGUGAACACUCUGUGCGUCUGUAUGUGAUCUGUUCCGAGCAAGCCUCACACACACAGGUCGACAUUCUUCCUUGAUGUAGCCCCCCCCCCCCCCCCCCCUUUGGGAAUAAGUUCUCAGUCUCCACCUCUCCUUCUUCACGUUUUUUUCCUUUGUGUGUGCAUGUUCAUUUGCCGAAGAAAAUGGGUUCCUCCACAUCAACGUACAUCUUUAGUGUCUGAACAAACUCUAGGCCAUAUACCUCAUUGUAGCUACCUUGCUGCGGCAGUUGCCCCCAAGCGCUGCCCAACCUGGGGAGAGUGAAGUUCCAUUGGGGGCAUUUGAGCCUCCAUCACCUCCAGCCAUGAGACCACCCCCAAAGGCGAGAGAGUCAGUGCUGUCUCCGCUAUCGUCUGGAUCUCUGCGAAGAGAAGAGAGCAGGUCACGUCAAACACUAACAUGCCGUUUACGCCUGUGCUGAAUUGUCACUACAUGCCAACAUGGCUUCUUCUGAAACAAUCCUGAACCCCUAAGCUGUAAUUUUCAGUUCAAAUGGUUCCAACUCCUUUUAAGGAUGACCAUAGUUUUUUCUUUCCCUUUAGAUUCCACCCCCCAACCCAGAGUUUCCUAAAAGCAGUGAGAACCAUGUACUCAUUCUCAACCCCCCCCCCCCCCCCCCCCCUUUCACUGGUGGAGGAUAGGCGUGGGCUAGUGUUACGGUCAGCGUUUAGGUUUUAGGAUGGCGGAUUUUGACCCGAUGAAGAAUUUGGCCCGCACGUUUUCUUAAAAGCAAUGAGCGCUUUCAGUGAAGUGGCUUAAACUGGAACUGCUUCCCACCGGGCUCUGUGUCCAGCUGUUUUGCACAGGGCUCGUUUAGCAGUCAGUCAUAACUUGGAUUCACUCAUGCCUCAACCCACAUUUGCACUGCCGAUGUAGCCUUACACCCCGCACCAUCCUCCCCAGACGUGCAGCAGAGAGAGCAGCCUUCUCUCACGAGCUUGGAGACCGAUUUAUAGCUCGCCUGUUCUUUUUGUAGUUUCUUUUUCCCUUUCUCAAAUUCUUCAGUGUUUUUUUUGUCUGUUUUGUCCUGUUUUUCGGACGUUGAUUCUCUCUUUUCUGUAAAGGUGUUCACCAAAGAGACUGUUAUGUUCUUUUUCAUUGUACUGCCUUUUUGAAGCUUUUAGUUCUAGUCUUUUUAAACAGUUGUCCUCUGACGGGGGAAAAAAACAGAAUGAACAACAGGUUAAUUAAUGAUCCUUUCUGCUCACUGCUCUCAUCUCGUCUCCUCCUGAAGUGUGUACAUAUGUAACUGUACGUUUGUUUGGCUGCCCUCUAGUGGCUUGUUUAUGUAUGAAGCUGUGUCAUCAGGCCCAUUGAACUCUGGACCUUUUACAGAAGUAGUUUAGAUCAACUCUUUCCUCUGUGGUUCAGAGCAUCUUUUUUUUUUUCCUGAGACAACUGUAAACUCAAGUGCCUUCUUGUCCCCCCUACUUUUCACCCACCUUGUCCCAUUUCCACCAAGUAUGGACCAAAGACAUAAGCCCAUCCCCAACGCCGCUACCUGACCACACCCUUCCUUACCUGGUGCCUCCUUCACCCUCAUUGGCUCCAGAUAAUCAGCACUUGGAUCCCCCCCUGUCCAUGCCACCUCUGACUGGCACACUUCUCAUUUACUAUAAAAUAAAACUUGUUAGCAAAUGCA
This is a messenger RNA of Sardina pilchardus (European sardine), 5082 nucleotides long. It is a transcript of the gene spats2, whose product is annotated as spermatogenesis associated serine rich 2. NCBI's taxonomy places the organism in Eukaryota, Metazoa, Chordata, Actinopteri, Clupeiformes, Clupeidae. Gene Ontology annotation, cellular component: cytoplasm. Bases 572 to 2068 code for a protein of 498 amino acids. The transcript has 13 exons. The record is from RefSeq and is a predicted model, not a curated record.